This is a messenger RNA of Exophiala oligosperma, 1750 nucleotides long. RefSeq lists its product as uncharacterized. The transcript has 4 exons. Bases 5 to 1630 code for a protein of 541 amino acids. The record is from RefSeq and is a predicted model, not a curated record. Gene Ontology annotation, biological process: transmembrane transport. Gene Ontology annotation, molecular function: transmembrane transporter activity. Lineage: Eukaryota; Fungi; Ascomycota; Eurotiomycetes; Chaetothyriales; Herpotrichiellaceae.
AGCCAUGGCUGACGAAGUCAACAAGCCAGAACCAGAUGCGACUACAGCCUCGACACCACCGUCCAUCUCUAGUGCAGAGGCUGACAACAAGGAGAAGACAGCCCCAAAGAGCACCACCCUCGAUCUCGACCGUGUCGGUGAGACUGAGGGAUAUGUGCUCGACGAGGCACAACUCAAGGAGAAGUUGGGCCUCGCGCCUGAUGUCGCCUUGAAAAAGUCCAAAGGUGGUGUCGUCUUGAUCCCUCAGCCCACCGAGGACCCUGAGGACCCUUUGAACUGGUCGAGAUGGAAGAAGAGUCUCAUCCUGCUCGUCAUUGCCGUCAAUGCCUGUACCGCUGACUACUCCGCUGCGACUGGCGCAAGUGCUUUGAUCCCUCAAGCUGAGGAAUGGCGCAUCUCUCCCAACACCGUCAACCACGCCACUGCUGGCAACACCUUCAUGUUGGGCGUCGGUGGUCUCGCGACCGUGUGGCUGUCUGCUUACUUCGGACGGUUGCCAGUGCUCUUCUGGUUUGGCUGCUUGUCGGCAGGUACCGCUGCUUGGUCUGCCGCCGCUCAAAGCUUCGAAUCAUACAUGGCAUCGCGGAUUCUGAAUGGCCUCUUUUGUGUCGCGGCCGCAGGAGGCGGGUUGAUGUGGAUCAAGGAUGUCUGGUUCUGGCACCAACAUGCGAAAAAGAUCAACAUCUGGUCCACGGCUAUCAUCCUCUCCCCCUUCCUCGGCCCACAAUUCAUGGCGGCAAUUGUCAGCGUCACCUCGUGGCGCAAGGGAAUGUGGCUAGAUUUCGGCAUCAUCGCCCUCGGUCUCGCUCUGACCUUUGUGUUCGGGGACGAGACCUUCUACCCCCGGCACUUGAUGCCAGACCGUAUCCCUAAGCGCAAAUCGCGCCUCCUGCGUGUUAUUGGCGUCGAACAGUACAGGACCAAGUACACCACGAACACAUUCUGGGAGGCCGGCAGUCGUCUGGGCUACACAGCGUUGAAGUUGCCCGUCUUCUUGAUUUGCUUGUUCUACUUCUUUGACUUCCCGUGGACGAUUGGCAACAACACGACCAUCUCGGUGCUGAUCAUCCCAGCAUACAACUUCAGCUAUCGCAAUCUGGCAGCCAUCUACACUGCACCAGUUGUCGGAGCGAUUUUGGGUCUGGUUAUUGGACACUUCAUGUUUGACUUGGUGGCUAAGCUUUGGGCCAAGCGCCACGGAGGCCGUAUUGACCCGGAGAACAGAUUGAUUGUUCUUUGGUUGGUCUUGCCUUUCAAGCUCAUUGGUUACAACCUCAUUGGAGUGACCCUGCACAAUGCCCAGACCUGGUCAUACUGGGUUCUUGCUGUCGGUUGGGCCAUGCACAACUUUGCUACCAUUGUCACCACGGCUGCAGUUGGUGCCUACCUCCUAGAUGGCUAUCCGGAGGCUGGUGGCGAGUGCGCGGCUUGGUUGAACUUUGCUCGAACCCUUGGUGGCUUCAUUGUUGGAUACAUUCAGAUCAACUGGGCAACAAAGGCAGGCACUCAGACUGAAUACGGCAUUCAGACUGGCAUUAUGGGAGCAGCCUUCUUCAUCGUGGUCUUCUUGCAGUUCUUUGGUGCCAGGUUGAGACAUGCUCAGGGCCCAUUGAACUUCAAGACCAAUUAGGUUGUACGCAUGGACGAAGUUUGGUAUGAGAUUCGGAGUAGUGAUAUGGUAUAUUUAUCGUACGGGUGCAGGUUUGACACGUCGAGUCAGGAUACCUAGUAGUGAGCAUUGAUGUUGAAU